Clupea harengus (Atlantic herring) is the source of this 2155-nucleotide messenger RNA. It is a transcript of the gene sepsecs, whose product is annotated as Sep (O-phosphoserine) tRNA:Sec (selenocysteine) tRNA synthase. Gene Ontology annotation, biological process: selenocysteine incorporation; conversion of seryl-tRNAsec to selenocys-tRNAsec. The record is from RefSeq and is a predicted model, not a curated record. Lineage: Eukaryota; Metazoa; Chordata; Actinopteri; Clupeiformes; Clupeidae. Gene Ontology annotation, molecular function: tRNA binding; O-phosphoseryl-tRNA(Sec) selenium transferase activity.
AGGUAAUAUCUCUUGACGUCAGAACAACACGGAAAAGUACACGCUGCAGCAGUAGCGAUUACCACUUUGCUAUACUUUGUUUUAAAGCGUCUCUUUUCUGUGGGCAACGGUGUUUUUUUUUUUUUACACAGGUCGGGUUUUGCUGAUAAUAUAUCCAUUGUUUGUGACCUAGUAAGAAGCGAGUAGUUAGUGUUGGAGUCGGGUGAAGUAGCGUAAGCACUGCAGAGAAGCUAUAUCUGCUAAGGAGCUGUUUCGAAAAAGUUACCGUCUUGACAGGACUCAUUGGCACCUACCUCAGCUGAAGACCCGAACAUCACAGACAUGAACACAGAGAAUUUCUCUCUGAGUGAGAAGAUAGUGUCCUCUUCCUACAUACGGCAGGGGUCUCAGGCUCGGCGUGGUCAUGAGCAGUUGAUAAGGGUCCUGCUGGAACAGGGUAAGUGUCCGGAGGAGGGAUGGAACGAGAGCACCAUCGAGCUGUUCCUGAGCGAGCUGGCCGUCAUGGACAGCAAUAACUUCCUGGGGAACUGCGGGGUCGGCGAGCGGGAGGGCCGAGUGGCGUCCGGCCUGGUGGCCAGGAGACACUACAGACUCAUCCAUGGCAUCGGACGAUCAGGUGACAUCGCGGCCGUCCAGCCCAAAGCUGCUGGCUCCAGUCUGCUCAACAAGCUGACCAACUCCGUCGUGCUGGACAUCCUCAGGCAGGCCGGUGUGCGGAGCGCCUCUAGCUGUUUCGUGGUUCCAAUGGCGACGGGGAUGAGCCUGACGUUGUGUUUCCUGACCCUGCGCCACCGACGUCCAGGGGCCCGCUACAUCCUGUGGCCCCGCAUCGACCAAAAGUCCUGCUUCAAAGCUAUGGUCACGGCAGGCUUUGAGCCGAUCGUGAUCGAGAACAUUCUGGAAGGAGAUGAGCUGCGGACAGACCUGGAGGCGAUGCAGAAGAAGAUCGAGGAGCUCGGGGCAGAAAACAUCCUCUGUGUCCACUCCACCACUUCCUGUUUCGCCCCGCGCGUCCCUGACAGACUGGAGGAGCUAGCGGUCAUUUGUGCUAAACAUGACAUCCCCCAUGUGGUAAACAACGCUUAUGGAGUGCAGUCAUCGAAGUGCAUGCACCUCAUCCAGCAGGGUGCUCGUGUCGGGAGGAUAGACGCCUUCGUCCAGAGUCUGGACAAGAACUUCCUGGUCCCAGUGGGUGGGGCCAUCAUCGCUGGCUUUGACGAGGCCUUCGUGAAGGAGAUCAGUAAGAUGUACCCAGGCCGAGCGUCUGCGUCUCCCUCUCUAGACGUACUGAUCACACUGCUCACGCUAGGGGCCAGCGGCUACAGGAAGCUCCUCUCUGAGAGGAAGGAGAUGUACAGCCACCUGACCCAGGAGCUCAGUACCCUUGCCCAGCAGCAUGGAGAGAGACUGCUACACACACCACACAACCCCAUCUCUCUGGCCGUGUCUCUCGAUGGUCUGCAGGCUCAUAGUGACCAGGCUGUCACCCAGCUGGGCUCCAUGCUCUUCACCCGACAGGUGUCUGGCGCCAGGGUGGUUCCUCUGGGCGCGGUGCAGGAGGUUAAUGGUCACACGUUUCGGGGCUUCAUGUCACACUCAGAGAUGUACCCCUGCCCGUACCUGAACGCUGCCUCCGCCAUCGGCGUAACCCGCGGCGACGUGGAGCUCUGCAUCAAGCGCCUGGACAAGUGCCUGAAGAGCCUGAGGAAGGCAGGCAGCGCUGGGGCCAGUGGGGAGACAGCGCCCCCUUCAGCACAGGAAGACCAGGGUGCUGCACCAUGAACCUGCAGCCAUACGCACACACAGGCGCGCUGCUGCUGCUGCUGCUGCUGCUGCCACCUGCAGGCUGGGAGGCUCAGCGCACGUAGCUGCCGACUCGGGGACAGAUGAAGCUUGGGUCUGUCUGUGGCCUUGAUCAGAGCUUCCCAUGGGGCCUGUUGUGUACGUCUCACUGGGGAGGGAAAGGAAUGCUGGACCGAGGGGUGAAAAUAAAUAAAAUUAAAUAAUGUAAGAAUGAGGCGAGGCCUCCUGGUCUCUGACCUGGGUCUCACUGAGCAGCAGGAAUGGAGUAUUCUCUGUGUCCUGUAUCAGUGUAGUUCGGUUAAUUUGCAUCAGGUGCUACUGAUCAAGCCUGUAUUAGUUUUAAAGUGUGUGU